Odobenus rosmarus divergens (Pacific walrus) is the source of this 535-nucleotide messenger RNA. RefSeq lists its product as uncharacterized. Lineage: Eukaryota; Metazoa; Chordata; Mammalia; Carnivora; Odobenidae. The transcript is spliced from 4 exons. Bases 1 to 465 code for a protein of 154 amino acids. The record is from RefSeq and is a predicted model, not a curated record.
AUGGACCAGGUGGAGGAGAAGGCCGAGAAAACAGAUUUCCAACCUGCACAGAAGAGCUCAGUGACACUGACGGGCAAUCGGCCGCGUCCAGAGAAGCAGGCGGCAUCCGGGGAGAGCGGGCCGGUCGGGGGGGGGCCCCAGGCGGGCUUCCUGGAACCCCGGCUCCACGGCCGCCUGCACCCGGACACAGGCCAGAUAAGAGGCCGGCUGCACUAUCAGAGCCCGGCAGCGCGCUGUCCCCCAGCCCUCGGCACCGCAAGGAAGGCCGGGGGACAGUGGGCUCCUUGUGAGCAACCUCUCGAGUGGCUAGUCUGGACGGGCUUCCCGGAGUCCCAGCUCGACUCCUGCCGCGGAUGGGAGCCGCCGCUCACCUCAGCGACCGAAAAAGCCAGGCUGCCUGGAGGAGGAGGUGUGCUCCGGCCUGAACGCCGGUACCUGCUCGCUGUUCAUGGAAGACAUUGCUAAUCGACCACAACACCGUUUCCUAGUGAGCCCGAAUACGGCCUCAGAAUCCAUCUCAACACUACACUGGAAG